Molecule: messenger RNA, 1339 nt
Organism: Sclerotinia trifoliorum
Lineage: Eukaryota; Fungi; Ascomycota; Leotiomycetes; Helotiales; Sclerotiniaceae
Source: the annotation of a GenBank genome assembly
AAGAUAUGUGUUGUAAGUUCUCAUCCAAGUCUCUCUCAUAAUCAUCUCCAAGCCCAGAUUUAACUCAUUUCUAACAUAGUCAUUCCAACAGAUCCGAAAUUUGCAAGAAAUAUGGAUUCGUCGCCUGCCAACCCAGAAACAACAAGACUCGUAAGUCCUUUGUUUCCUUUUCUACUCCGAUCAAAUCCCUCAUCUUCUAGACUCAAAAGGGCUCACAUCACCACAUUCAAUACCCAAGAAGACUUUGCACACUGAGAAGUCUCAUUUUAGACCUGCCGUUGCAAUACUCUCAAUGUCUAUUACAAGUGUGAAUUUUGGGAAGUCUCAUCUCACCAACUCAUCAUAUCAAACUUUUCCAAUGUCCAACGCAGAUUCAAACAUACAAGCUCAAAUUUAACCCAACCCACAACAGAAGUUAGCAUUCUUUGAUGUCGGCUACAAACCCGAGCCACCCCUCGUCAACUUCUACCGCUGGUUUGUUCUCCACAGCAUCCAUAAACGUUCUUUCAAAAACGGUGCCUUCCAAAAAGACAUUCCCUGGUUCAUUUCUGGUCCUUCCGCAUGGAGAAUCGAAAAAAUCCUUUUCGGCAUUUGUGAUUCGACUCUAAUUACCGAUGAUGAAAGAGCUAUUCUCCUUGAAUUCCUGACGGAAUAUCAUCAACAACUUGCAGACGAAAAGACCGAUCUAUCCUCUGGUUUUAAGACUAUUCCAUCAUGGGUGCGAGUUAAGCGGAUGUUUGACAUGAAUGACCCUAAUCACAUUGCUGGAGUAGCAUGGUUUGAGGAAUCAAGUCGCCACGGUUGGGCCAUUGAUAUGAAUAUCAAGAAGCCUGACGAGGAAGUGACAUUGGACACUUCCAAGGAAUCUGAAAAGAUAGUCGCAACGGCCGAUGUCCUAGACGUCGACUCUGAUGAAGAAAUUAUGGAUUAUGCGGAAAUUAUGCCCCAAGAAGAGAGACACCAAAACAUGGAAAUGUUCAAAGGGGUAUGCUCGGUGCGCUCUAAGAAGGUGGAUCGUGCCAAUCAAAAGGGGACAAAGAGAGUUGUUUCCGGUACGGCUACUCGUUCAACUAGCCCUACAAAAAAGUGCAAGGCAGGCCUUCGCGUUCCAGUUAUCAAGGCUCAAGGUACGUAGAUAUUUCGAUACAUUAUGUAUCUAAUGCUAAUUCAAUUAGGUGGCUAUCGACGUGAUUCCGGUGUAGAGAUUGAUUUUUAGUACGAUCAGGCUGGUUUAUAGCUAUAGGUCAUGGUUACUUCAUUAUUAUUCAAAGGGAAAGAAAGCUUUUUAUGGUGAAACAUUGGAUGUCAUUCGUUAGAGUAGUGGUAAUACAAAUACAAG